UGUACAGAGGGGCAAGAUAUUAGGGACCAUGUAAAACGAGUCUGCUCCUCUCCACAGACCAGCAAUGAUGUGGAGACAAAGCCUUUAGUCACAAAUGAUCUGGAAUGUUGCUUUACCAGCUAAAGGCCCCCAGUCGGAUUUCAACAAUCUGCAGGAGAUGAUAGAACUUUGCAUGUUCCUCUUCUGAAUGGUUUCUGAAGAAAAGCCAAUGAAAAAGACAAUGUCCCUGACUAUUUGACCAGACCGCAAGCCCAUCCUGAAGAUGUGUUCUACAAACCCAGGCAGCUGGGUCACCUUCGAUGAUGACCCUACUUUUCGGUCUUCUCAGAAUAGAAAGGACUUUUCUCUGGAGACUCGAGGUGUUUGCAGACCAAAUGAACUGAAGCUGAACCUUCCUGGCCUCAGGGACCUUCCCAGUGCUCCGUCCUCCACCAGCAGCACCCCCCUGUCCUCUCCCAUGGUGGAUUUUUACUUUAGUCCAGGACCCCCAAGCAAUUCCCCUCUUUCUACACCUACCAAAGACUUCCCAGGGUUCCCUGGCAUCUCCAAAGCAGGGACACAUGUGCUUUAUCCUAUUCCAGAGUGUUCUUCAGGCAGUCCCCCCACAACAGCGGGAGGAGUAAGUCCCCCACUAUCACUUACUAAGCCAACCUACUCAACCCAUGCAUUAUUACCCAGUGGCCCCUCGCACACUCAGCUACCUCCCACACAUGGGCUUACAGAAGACGCCAGCCCUCAGUGGGUCCAGAGUGAGGCUCAGCAGUUUGAAUAUUUUCAGGAUGAUUGUGCUUUUUCCAACCCAUUUUGGAAAGAUGAAGGUAGCACUUCUCAGUUUCCCUUUGACUCCCUGGCAAACAGAAAGCCGUUCUCCCCAAGGGACAAGGAGGUACCUAUUGAUCAAAAAAGCCUAAACCAGUGCUCACUUAACUACGUCUGUGAGAAGCUCGAACACCUGCAGUCAACUGAGACCCAAGACCCUCUUGGAAAUUUGUCUAUGCAGAGUCCAUAUGCUGAGGACACAGUCUCUUUUGUCCCACACACCCUCUUCCGGAGUCAGCCCAAAGCUGGAUGGUCCCUCAUGUUGAGGAUUCCUGAGAAGAAGAACAUGAUGUCUUCCCGGCAGUGGGGACCCAUUUUCCUAAAGGUUCUUCCAGGAGGAAUCCUGCAGAUGUAUUAUGAGAAGGGGCUAGAAAAACCAUUCAAAGAGUUCCAACUCAAUCCGCAUUGUAGACUUUCUGAGCCCAAACUUGAGAACUUCAGCAUGGCAGGAAAAAUCCACACUGUGAAGGUGGAACAUGUGUCCUACUCAGAGAAAAAGAAAUACCAUUCCAAGACCGAGGUGGUUCACGAGCCGGAAGUAGAGCAGAUGCUGAAGUUUGGGUCCACGGAACACCGUGACUUCCUUGAAUUUCUGACCACUGUACAAGAGGAGCUAAUAAAGCUGCCAGCCACUGCAAAACUGAAGAGCAGAAACUACGAGGAGCAAGAAAUUUACCUGGACAUCCUGGAUAGCUUCUGGGGUAAAGUAACCAAAGAGGAGGGGAAGCUGGUAGAAAGCGCUGUGAUAACUCAGAUCUGCUGCCUCUGCUUCCUAAACGGGCCACCGGAAUGUUUCUUAGCCUUAAAUGACCUUGAGCUCCAGAAACGAGAUGAACGAUAUUUUGAGAAAGAACCGGAAAAAAGGGGGAUUGAUAUUCUUAACUACCAUUUUCAUACGUGUGUAAAAGCUGAAGAGUUUGAACAGUCCAGAAUCGUUAAGUUCCUACCUCUGGAUGCUUGCCGGUUUGAGCUGAUGCGGUUCAAAACCUCGUAUCAAGGGGAUGAGCUUCCCUUUGCAGUGAAGUCCACAGUGACUGUCCAGGGAGCCUAUGUCGAGCUGCAGGCCUUUGUCAACAUGACCCCAGCAGCUCAGAGGUCACCCCAUGAGGGUUCCCCGAAGAGCUGUAACAAUAUUAUGAUUCAUUUUCCUGUCCCAGCUCAGUGGAUCAAGGCCCUCUGGACCAGGAACCUUCAGAGGCAGAAGUCCCUGAAAGCCAAAAUGAACCGUCGGGUGUGUCUGGGGAGUUUACAGGAGCCUGAAUCUGAACCUGUUAUUCAGGUCACGGUGGGGUCAGCAAAAUAUGAGAAUGCCUACCGGGCUGUGGUGUGGAAGAUAGAUCGACUUCCGGACAAAAACUCAAGUCCUGAUCAACCCCAUUGUCUGUCAUACAAACUAGAACUUGGAUCAGACCAGGAGGUUCCCUCGGAUUGGUAUCCGUUUGCUACUGUCCAGUUUUCCAUGUCUGAAGCCGGUGCCUCAAGGACAGAGGUGAGGUCUCUGGGAGUGGAGAGUGACGCCCAGCCUCAGAAGCACGUGUGUCACCGAGCUUGCUACAACAUCCAGGUUGAAAUAGAAAAGAAGUGGAUUCAAGUAGAUGGAGAAGACCCAAAUAAAGCGGGUGGCUGUAUGACUCAGUAAAUGGUGACACCGCUCGGGUCAAACACAGAGCUUACACACAGGGCAGGACAUCUGCUGCUGUGUGGUGGGACUGAGUAGCAGCCUUAAGCCAGAGAUCCAGGGAUGAGUCCUGAAACAGGCCAUCUGCCUGUUACUCUUCUGAUGCUCUGGAAUGUGUCUAUGACUCGUACCAGUUACAUCUUGUUGAAACUUGGAGGCACUGCUAUCUGACAUGAGACCUGCUGGCCAGUUUGGUUGAAGGGUAUUUGGAUUACUCGGUGACUGUUUUAUAAUCUGAGUUAUGUGGUUCCCCAUCUCCUGUUUUCUGUGUGGGACAAUUUGAAAGGAUGGGAAGAGUUAGGAGGUGUGGCUUUGUUGGAGGAAGUGUCACUGGGGGUGGGCUUUGAGGUUGUAAAUGUCCAAGCCAGGCUCUCUCUCUCUCUCUCUCUCUCUCUCUCUCUCUCUCUCUCUCUCUCUCUCUCUCUCCUUCUCUCUCUGCCUUCAAAUCAGGAUGUAGUACUCAGCUACUGCUCCAGCAUUGUGAGGAUCUCCCCACCCCCCUACCAUGAUGAUAAUGUGCUAACCGUCUGAAAAUGUAAGCAAGCCAGUAAACAGCAUCCUCCAUGGCCUCUGCAGCAGCUCCUGCUUCCAGGCUCCUGCCCCGUUUGAGUUCUUGUCCUGACUUCCUUUGAUGAUGUACUGUGUUGUAGAAGCGUAAGCCUUUCCUCUUCAGCCUGUUUUUGUCAUGGUGUUCUAUCACAGCAAUAGUAUCCUUUACUAGGACGUUAGCUGAGAGUGUUUUCAUUAGCAGAUGUGCAAAGUGGAAGAAAAUGUAUGUGUAAUUCUAGUUCAACUGUAGGGUCGGAGAAGUGGCUUGCCACUCCAGUCUCUAGUGAGGUGCCAGCAGCAUGAGCAGCUGUAACUCUGCUUGGCAUUACUUUUACUACUUACCAGGAUAAGUCAGUAUCCUAAACCUUAGGAAAUUUAUGUUUUGAGGAUUUCUUUGUUUUUUGUUUUGAUAAAGAGUCCUUCAUGCUGUGUUAAUGUGCAUCCAACUCAUGGCGAGCCUUCUCUGUGACACGAGGCUCUCUUCCCCAUGCACUAGGUUUGUUCUGAGUAAAAACGUUAUGAGCAGCUGUUCCAAACCACAUUUGCUUGUUGUCCUAUAGAAUCUAUUUCAUGCAUUUAUGUUUUGUUACAUUCACUUUCAUCUAUUCAAAUAGAUUAAAACAAACACUCAUGAUGGUUUGUACCAAUCAAACUUUAUUGCUCUCAUCAUUUUACUGUAAAGGCACAGAAAACAAAAGUCAAUGAUAAGAAUGAGUUAUAUUGCUCUAUUUUAACUGUGUGAUACAUCACUCAUAAUGUUUGCUUGAAGCUCAUUGUUGAUGUAUAUGUAUGUUAGUAUGAAUUUGAUUAAAAAAACCACCAUCAUUCCUUAUGUUCUGGAGCAGGCACACCUCACUUUAGUCUGCUUGGAACAAACACGGAAACUGUUGAGAAACUAUGCUGGGAAAUCCCAGGGAAGUUAGCUAGGUUAAUCACACCUUCUCUGAGGUGUUUCAUGGCCUCCUGACUGUAAAGUACUCACCGUAGGUGUAGAUGGACUUGAUGCGUAUUCAUAGCGCAAGAAAAAUAAAACAGAGGGUCCCGACCAAGGCAUUAUUCUUCCUGACCUAAAGGUUGGCUAAUAUGUGUGGAUUACACUGCCAGAGUCUUUAAUAAGUCACAAUCAACCAGACUUUGGGACCCUCUCAAGCUUCGGUAUUAAGGCUGGAGAAACAGCAGACUGACACAAGCCCAGUUUGAGUUUCUGGAGCAACGUUGAUAUCAUUAACAACAGGGUACAACUGCAUACUUGUUAAUUUGCACAUCUAUUAGGACCUCAAAUAUCCAUUACUUAGUGUUAAGCCAACAUUAGGGAUGAGUGGCUUUUAAAUACCAUCCUUCUGACCUUAGAAACAGCAGGAAGUCAAAUGUAACUUCCAAGCCCUGCAUGAAAACUUACUGGGACAGUGUAAGAAGAAAAAUCUCUCCCAGGGAAGCCAGUAGUGAUCUUCGAAAUCCCUGCUUUUAAAUGAGCCCAGGAAGGAAUUCAAGAAGAAACACUCCUUUUAAACAUUUUAAUUUGGGUAACUUCUUCAUUGUUUCGGCUCGAGCUGGCCCACGUUUGAGGGCCAGAAAUGUUGAGAACUGCACUACCCCACGUUUGGGGGCCAAAAUGUCUCGGACCGUUCUGUCAAUGUUGGAACCCACACUGCCAAAAGCCUUGGGGGCUAAGUUGUUAGCCCGCACUGCCCCAAACAGGUCCGGUCUGCAGGUCAGGGUUCAGCAAGAGAGAGAGUGAGGAUAGACUGGAAGAAUGGAGACCAGACAGAGUGUGAUUCAAUCCCGUUUAUUCUUCAGUCUCUCUUUCUAGUCAAAGUCCCAAGUCUUGAGUUCCUAGUCCCUAGUUCCUAGUUCCUAGUCCCUAGUGCCUACUACUACUUCCAAGUUUUUCCUCCAAGUGCCAAGUGCCUAAUACCAAAUAAUCCUGCUUCUGAGUUCUCUAGUCCAAGUGUCUUCUUCCUCAAUGCCUAAUUCCUACUCCAAGUUGUACUUCAAGUUGUACUCUCUAACCUAAUUCCUAGUUCCAAGUUGUACUUCCAAGUGCCUAAUAAUCUGUUGCUUUCUUCUGUCUGCCUCUUGCUUUUUAUAUGUCUCACUUCUAAGCCACGCCCUUAAGUCACGCCUUUAAGUCAUGCCCUUAGGCCUUGUCUCUAAAUCUGAUCUCUAAGUUACUCCCUUAAGUCACACACCUUUAAGUCUCACACACCCAAGGGAAGAUCCUGGGUAUCUAAAGCAAGAUGUUAUCAGAGUGUGCUCAGUUGUUGUAGGCUAUUGUAAUCAUGUCUCUUAUCAGGGUAUAUGGCUCAAGAUGGCUGAAAGGAUGAUAGCCGCCUUCUGUCGGCUCCCCACACUUUACUUUUGUGACCACUUUGGAGUCUGCAGCCAACUAAGGACACCACCAGUUUAUAACCUGUUUUUCUGCCUUCACUGCCCUGGUCCGGUCAUCUGGGCAGCUCCGGACCACAUUAACUGUGCUAAUGAGAGCAUGGGUUGAUAGUUACAUGAUCAGUUAUGUAGGACUGAGCAUACGAACACUUUCCAUGUCUGUGGGAAUGGCUGUUUAUCAAUUACAAAAGAUACAAAAGCCAGCUCUCCAGCUCGCCUUUAGGUCUGGUCUGUGUAUCAGAGAACUGCAGUUGCCUUUUAUUCAGGAGCUAUGUUUAUGAUCAAGCCCAUUUCCUAUGAAGUUAGACUGUUUCUUUAACAAUGACUGUCACAGUGUUUCCUUAACAAUGGCUGUUCCAAUGUUUUACUCAGCAUAUGACUUCCUGACCUAUUGUUACAAACAGAGAACAGACUGAACUUGAUAAUCAUGUAACAAAGUAUUUUGUAGAUUACAUAUUGAUUUUUACAGAAUUAAAGAUGUAUUUCAAAUGGUU
Molecule: messenger RNA, 5925 nt
Organism: Arvicanthis niloticus (Nile rat)
Lineage: Eukaryota; Metazoa; Chordata; Mammalia; Rodentia; Muridae
Gene: Ston1
Product: stonin 1
Biological process (GO): regulation of endocytosis; endocytosis
Source: RefSeq, a predicted model, not a curated record